Triticum aestivum (bread wheat) is the source of this 767-nucleotide messenger RNA. RefSeq lists its product as uncharacterized. NCBI's taxonomy places the organism in Eukaryota, Viridiplantae, Streptophyta, Magnoliopsida, Poales, Poaceae. The coding region runs from base 96 to 554 and encodes 152 amino acids. The transcript has 2 exons. The record is from RefSeq and is a predicted model, not a curated record.
AGGGCUUGCUGUUUUAGAUAGGUGAGAGGAUUAGUGCCUGUACCUUCCAAAACACACGCUCGCCCCGCAUCCCACGCCCCGCGCCGGCAUCCUCCAUGCGCCUCAUCGUCGAAGCGGGAGACGUGCCGCGCCCGGCAGCGUUCGGCGGUCGAAGGGGGAGACGUGCCGCGCCCAGCCACCGCCGCAGCCCCAAUCAUCGCACUAAAAUCACGCCGCAUCCUGCCUCUUGUCCUCUCUCCUAUCAGAUGUUCGCGCAGCUGGGACACCGCUCGAGGACGCCGCCGACGCAGGAAUCCGUCCGCCACAGAAGCUGCAAAAACGGGGUCACCAGCCACCGUCACGGCCUCCCUCCCCGCCAUUCUCACGCGCACCUUCAUCGCGUCGCUGUCGAGGCCGGAUCUGAUGUUGCCCCCUCUACGUCAUCAGAAUCCUGCCAAGGCUUUCUCUCAGCUUUGUUCUCAGCAGUGGGCUCUGCUGAUGGUUUUGUCCAAAAUAAGGCAUUUCAACGGAAAUCAUAUGGCAUGCGUGGAUUAAAUCUUGAACUUUGCUACUAAAUAUUUGUACUAAACAUGGUGUAACUCGCUUGUCAGUUUUGCCUCAUAAUCCUAGCUCUCAUUGGUUGAUUUUCAUGAUGUUGCGUAUAUUUUACUGAGGUUAUCCUCUAAAAAACGAUUUUUAUAUCUGUGGUCUUUUUAGUAAUGGGCACUAUAACUUAUAAAAAUGUUGUGUAUUUCUGGACUCGCAUGUAUAGUAUUUUGAUGGAAACA